Messenger RNA from Aspergillus nidulans FGSC A4, 789 nucleotides. Its product is annotated as short chain dehydrogenase/reductase family. The transcript is spliced from 4 exons. The coding region runs from base 1 to 789 and encodes 262 amino acids. The record is from RefSeq and is a predicted model, not a curated record. Lineage: Eukaryota; Fungi; Ascomycota; Eurotiomycetes; Eurotiales; Aspergillaceae.
AUGGAUCUCCAGAGCCUAUUCGACGUCAAGGGCAAAGUGGUGUUGGUCACCGGCGGCGCCAAAGGCAUCGGCCGCAUGAUCUCCGAGGGUUACGUUACGAACGGUGCAACUGUUUACAUCUCGUCCCGGGACGCGAAGGCUUGUGAGCAAGCCGUGAAGGAGCUCAAUGCGCUCGGCAAGGGCAAGGCGCACGCCAUUCCGGCGGAUUUCUACAAGGAGGAGGAUGUCAAGAAGCUUGCUGAGGAGCUUGCCAAGCGGGAAAGCAAGCUCCACGUCCUUGUCAACAACUCCGGGUCAAACUGGGGUGCUCCCUACGACGAGUACCCGUCUUCUGCAUGGACUAGGGUUCUUACGCUCAAUCUCCACCGUGUCUUUGACCUUACAAAGCUCGUGACUCCCCUACUGGAGAAGGCAGCGGCGCCGAACGACCCUGCUAGAAUCAUCAAUAUCGGUAGUAUCGAUGGACUGAGGGUUCCGGCGUUGGAGACAUUUGCGUACAGUGCUAGCAAGGCGGGCCUGCAUCAUAUGAGCCGUGUUCUCGCGAACCAUCUCGGGAAGAGGAACAUUACAUCGAACACUCUCGCCUGCGGCCCGUUCCAGAGUAAGAUGAUGGCUGCAACGCUGAAGAACUUCCGGGAGCAGAUCGAGUCUGGUAUUCCACUAAAACGUAUCGGUACGCCAGAGGACGUUGCAGGGGCUUGUCUAUUCUUGAGUAGUCGGGCUGGUGCAUAUGUUAAUGGGUCGACGAUCGCAGUCGACGGGGGUAGUGUUGUGGCUGCGAAGCUGUAG